This is a messenger RNA of Nicotiana tabacum (common tobacco), 1453 nucleotides long. Its product is annotated as GDSL esterase/lipase At5g33370-like. The record is from RefSeq and is a predicted model, not a curated record. NCBI's taxonomy places the organism in Eukaryota, Viridiplantae, Streptophyta, Magnoliopsida, Solanales, Solanaceae. Gene Ontology annotation, molecular function: hydrolase activity, acting on ester bonds.
CCAAAACAGUUUCCUUAGUUUUUAAAGGAAAACACCACGUAGCUCUAGCCCUUGCUUUCUCUCUUUACUUUCCUUCUUUUCUUUAUUAAUUACAUUCUUUUGCUAUCACCAUUUAUACCACUUCUUCCAUGGCUAAUUCUUCUUUGAUUAAUCUUAGGGUUAUUUUCAUGACCUUAUUAUCAUUGGCAAUAUUACAAAAUGGGGUAAUUAAAGGUGUAGAGGGAAGAGCAUUUUUUGUGUUUGGAGAUUCAUUGGUUGAUAAUGGAAAUAACAACUAUUUAGCUACAAGUGCUCGUGCAGAUUCCCCUCCUUAUGGCGUUGAUUAUCCCACUCAUCGUCCCACUGGCCGAUUCUCUAAUGGCCUUAAUAUUCCUGACAUUAUCAGUGAAAAGCUUGGAAUGGAACCUACAUUACCAUACUUGAGUCCAGAGCUUCAAGGGCAAAAGCUUCUUGUUGGUGCCAACUUUGCCUCUGCUGGGGUUGGAAUACUUAAUGACACUGGAAUUCAAUUUGUAAACAUUAUAAGGAUUGGGCAACAGGUGGAGUACUUUGCAGAAUACCAAAAAAGAGUGGCAGCCUUAGUAGGGACUGAAAAGGCAAAGCAACUAGUGAAGCAGGCUCUAGUCCUAAUUACACUUGGGGGCAAUGAUUUUGUCAACAACUAUUAUUUGGUCCCUUUUUCUUUGAGAUCUACCCAAUACGCCCUUCCAGAUUAUGUCACCUUUGUCAUCUCUGAGUACAAAAAAGUUCUUGCGAAACUUUACAGCUUAGGAGCUCGUAGAGUUAUCGUGACAGGGACAGGGCCACUAGGUUGUGUGCCAGCGGAAUUAGCCCAACGGAGCCAGGACGGCAACUGUGCAGCUGAAUUGCAGGAAGCAGCUUCAUUGUUCAAUCCACAGCUAGUUGAGAUGCUUAAUGGCCUGAACAGUGAGAUAGGGAGCCAUGUUUUCAUUGCAGCAAACACAAAUCAAAUGCACUUGGACUUCGUUACUAAUCCUCAAGCUUUUGGAUUUGUGACAUCAAAGGUGGCAUGCUGUGGACAAGGACCAUAUAAUGGGAUAGGGCUGUGCACACCCUUAUCCAAUUUGUGCCCAAACAGAGAUGAAUAUGCAUUUUGGGAUCCAUUUCAUCCCUCAGAAAAGGCAAACAGAAUCAUUGUUCAACAAAUAUUGACUGGGACUACAGCCUACAUGCAUCCCAUGAACCUUAGCACAAUCAUGGUUAUGGAUUCCAAGGCUUAACCAAUUCUAAAAUUCCCAUAUUUAUCUACUCUCUCUUUUGUUUGGAUUUUCAAUGGAAAUGUUAUUUGUUUAGUUGUAGCAGUUGGUGUACGUGUCUCUAAGUGGAACAAGAAUCGUUUUAGUUGAGUUCCUUCUUUUUAACAAUAAGAUGGAAACUGUGUCAAAUGUAAGUGCUUUUGAGUUGAUCAAAUCUGAUAGCUUGUAUUCCUGCA